This is a messenger RNA of Ricinus communis (castor bean), 1638 nucleotides long. Its product is annotated as probable protein phosphatase 2C 34. Lineage: Eukaryota; Viridiplantae; Streptophyta; Magnoliopsida; Malpighiales; Euphorbiaceae. Gene Ontology annotation, biological process: protein dephosphorylation. The transcript is spliced from 6 exons. Gene Ontology annotation, molecular function: protein serine/threonine phosphatase activity. The coding region runs from base 299 to 1408 and encodes 369 amino acids. The record is from RefSeq and is a predicted model, not a curated record.
AUUGCUUAUGCAUAUUAAUGCAAACAAAAGCAGUGGCAUUAUAGUCAUUUCGGUAUCCUACUUACAGUUGUUGCAAAGCUAUACAUAACGUACUAAUGAACUUGGAAAACCUAAAAGAAGACAGGAAAUGGAGUAUAAGCAACGAGAAGAGGCCUUUGCAUGUCCAAGUAACGUAUUAACUUGCCGGAGUCACCGACAUAUAUAUUCCGGGUAGUUAGAGUUGAUAUCCGGCGAAAGCUGCGUUCCCAUGGUUUUGUUAACCAAGUUCCACAAGAACAAGUUGUAGAAGAUUCAAGAAAUGGUGCUUUUUCCAUCUAUAUUUGAUGGAUUGGCUAGGAGUGUAUCAGUCAAGAAAGGAAGGAAUUCUCAGAAAGAUGUUGGCAAGGAAGCUGCAGAAGCUUUGGCAAAGAAUGCAAGGAAGAAUGAGUUGAUGUUGAGUUCUUCAGGCAUUGUUAAGUCCAUGAAAUCAAAUAAUUUUGCAUCAGUUUGUUCUAAGAGAGGGCAGAAAGGAAUUAAUCAGGAUUGCUUCAUUGUGUGGGAGGAAUUUGGAUGCCAAGAGGACAUGAUCUUUUGUGGGAUCUUUGAUGGGCAUGGUCCAUGGGGUCAUGUUGUUGCCAAAAGGGUUAAAGAAUCUGUUCCAUCUUCUUUGCUGUGCAAUUGGCAAGAAACUUUAGCACUGACAUCGCUGGACAUGGACUUCGAGAUGGAACUGGAUAGAAACCUCCAUCAGUUUGAUAUUUGGAAGCAGUCUUACUUGAAAACUUACGCGACUGUUGAUCAGGAACUUAAGCAGCAUCCUGAAAUUGAUGCCUUUUCUAGUGGUAGUACUGCUUUAACAAUUGUUAAACAGGGCGAGCAUCUUGUUAUAGCGAACGUUGGCGAUUCUCGGGCUGUGUUGGCAACCAUUUCCGAUGAUGGAAGUUUGGCGUCACUUCAGCUUACCACCGACUUCAAGCCUAAUUUACCUCAGGAGGCUGAACGAAUAACACAGUCCAAUGGUCGAGUGUUCUGUUUACAUGAUGAGCCAGGGGUGUACAGGGUCUGGAUGCCAGAUGGGAAGAGACCAGGGCUAGCAUUAUCAAGAGCUUUUGGUGAUUACUGUGUGAAAGAUUUUGGCCUCAUUUCUAUACCUGAUGUCACCCAAAGAAGCAUAACAAGCAGAGAUCAGUUUGUCAUUCUAGCAACAGAUGGGCUAUGGGAUGUUAUUUCCAACCAAGAAGCAGUUCAGAUCGUUUCUUCAACCCCAGAUAGGCAGAAAGCAGCUAAAAGGUUGGUGCAGUCUGCUGUUCGUGCCUGGAAAUAUAAGAAAAGAGGCCUCGCGACAGAUGAUAUCUCAGCCAUAUGCCUCUUCUUUCGUGAUUCACUGCCACAAGAAGUUGGCCCUUUGAUGGUCUUAAAACAAGCAUAAGCGACCAUUUUUGGCUAAUGGCUGGUUAAGAAACCUUUGUCAGUUCCUACAACAAAUGUUAUCUGCAAACAUGUGAACCCGGACUAAGAAUGUUUUGUGUACGAAUUGGAUAAAAUAGCACCUGACUCGCCUCAAUGUAUUUCUUUUUCGUCUUGUAUUCUGUAGACUAAUCAAAUCCAAUAUAUUUUUGCUAAUAUGAAAAGAAAUAAACGACUUGGUUUAGAAAGUAA